AUGUGGCAACAUCAGUGUUAGAAAACUAAUGUCUGUAUUCUGUUCUGUAAGAUCAGAAUAAAUUAAUAUUUGCAAAAUUGGAACUUUUUGUGGAUAAUGACUGAUUGUUUUAAGUAAUCAAUAUAUGCAUAACUAUUAUUCUUUCGUUUUUGCUCCAGAUACAGUCGUAAAUUUGUGUACUUUGUGAGUUAUUUUAGUAUUCAGUGACAUUAGAGUGAAGUGCCUAAUUUGAACAUGGAGGCUAUAGCAAAACACGAUUUCACUGCUACUGCGGAUGAUGAACUCAGUUUCAGGAAAAACCAGGUUCUUAAAAUACUUAAUAUGGAGGAUGAUAUGAAUUGGUAUAGAGCAGAAUUAGAUGGAAAGGAGGGUCUCAUUCCUAGUAAUUACAUUCAAAUGAAAAAUCACAGUUGGUACUAUGGUAGGAUAACAAGAGCAGACGCUGAAAAGCUUUUAGCAAAUAAACCAGAAGGAGGAUUCCUUAUAAGGAUUAGCCAAUCAAGUCCUGGAGAUUUUUCAUUAUCAGUGAAAUGUCCGGAUGGUGUCCAACAUUUCAAAGUACUAAGGGACGCGUCAAGCAAAUUCUUCCUAUGGGUUGUGAAGUUCAACUCGCUCAAUGAAUUAGUCGACUACCAUCGCACCGCCUCUGUCAGCCGCCUGCAAGACGUUAAACUUAGAGAUGUUGUGCCUGAAGAGAUGCUGGUACAGGCGCUGUACGACUUCACACCGCAAGAGGCUGGCGAGCUGGAGUUCAGACGGGGCGAUGUCAUUACUGUACUUGACCGCUCAGACCAGCACUGGUGGCAGGGCGAGAUAGCUCACCGGCGCGGCCUUUUCCCAGCGUCGUACGUGACGGCAUAUCACUCAUAGCUUACGGAGCAACACACGCUCCGCCUCCCAAUACCCAUUAUGCUCGCGCCACCUUCGCUCUAAACAUUUGAAAUUGCAUAUCCCGCAAACGAUAGUAAAAUCGCACGACAUACAUGGUCCAUACAAACUAAUACAAUCGCAGUUGAUUGGCUAUGUGACUGUGCGGUUUUAAAUUUUAUCGCUUGCGGGAAAAUUGCAUCAUCGUUCACACUAAAAGUGCAUGCUGUCUUUUUCUAGCAUUACCUGCUAGAAAGAGACGUCUAUACUAUUAUCCUAUUACGGAAAUAUCCACCAACGAAGCGUCACAGCAGCUUUUAUAUUUUAACGGAUUUUAAAUGUAAUUUCUAUAUGUAAUUACGAAGUUUAUUAUUGAUAUUUUAAACAAUUAUCGAAGGAAAUAAUUUUGGUAGUUCCAAUUGUGACGCUUCGAUAGUACAAGUUAGCUUGUAUGUCCUUUCAUAAUUCUUUAUCCAUAGACAAGCAACUGAUUGUAAUUUAUUAACCGGAAAUUGAUAGUUCUGGCGUGCAUAGUUUCACUCUAAAAUUAAACGAUUUGUAUAAAUAUACAAAUGAAGAACUAGCAAGGUUAAAUAAUACUUAAUGUUACCUAAAGUAUAUUUUGUUUAGUUUUAUUUAAAGCACUUACCACAGUAUAUUGCAUUUAAAUUAAAAGCUCAAAAUCUAUUUGGUUAAGUGUAUAUUUUUGAUUUACAUUUUAACAAGUUUUUACUAUCAAACACAGGCAGAUACGUUCGAUCAGUUGCUUGUACUCAUCACAUCUUGCUAAUAUAAACCCCAUUAAAUCAAUCUUUAUAUUUACACAAUGGUCCUUCGAGCCGGAUUGCACAAUAUGAGAAAAAUCGAUAAGCCAAGUGAAAAUAAAAAGAUUGAUUACCCAUGCUUGUGUCAAUACAUUAUCAUCAACAUUCUUAUCAUCUAAAUCACCAAGCGAGUCUUCGAGGCGGAGGACGUUGUUGAAAUAUAUAAAAAUGGCGUUGAAACCCAAUUCUGGGGCUGUGUGAUUGGCGAAUGACAACGUGGACACUAGAAAUACACACG
Molecule: messenger RNA, 1929 nt
Organism: Pieris napi
Lineage: Eukaryota; Metazoa; Arthropoda; Insecta; Lepidoptera; Pieridae
Gene: drk
Product: growth factor receptor-bound protein 2
Exons: 6
Coding region: 235-870 (211 amino acids)
Molecular function (GO): protein binding
Source: RefSeq, a predicted model, not a curated record